AUGACAGCGAUUGGUGUGCCGAUUAAAAUCCUUCAUGAGGCCGAAGGUCACGUUGUUACUUUAGAGACUACGAUUGGAGAGGUCUACAGGGGGAAGCUAAUUGAGGCAGAAGAUAAUAUGAACUGCCAGAUGUGCGAUGUUAACGUCACUUUUAGAGAUGGGAGGACGCAUAAGUUGGAAAGCGUUUUCAUCAGAGGUUCACAGAUCAGAUUUAUGAUACUUCCGGACAUGUUAAAGAAUGCCCCAAUGUUUAAAAAUAUUGGUAGAGCUCAAAAAGGUGCUGUUGGUAUGGGAAUGGGUGAUAACCGUGACGGAAGAAGUGGUGCCAUGCGAGGAGCUCCUCGUGGAGGCCCGGGUGGUGUACCUAGACCUGGUGGUUAUAGAGCUUAA
This is a messenger RNA of Enterobius vermicularis (human pinworm), 390 nucleotides long. Lineage: Eukaryota; Metazoa; Nematoda; Chromadorea; Rhabditida; Oxyuridae. The record is from the annotation of a GenBank genome assembly.